UACCAAUCAAUUUCUAACAUAUUAAGGGUACAGUAGUUCUUUUACGCUUAAAUUAAAGAGUUUAAACAACUAUGGACGUUGCUGAUCAAGCAGGCCGAUUACAGAAGUCAGCUGAUCCUAUUGGAGAGAGAGUCCAAAAGUUGUUUAAUGAUUUUUUGGAAGAAUAUUCUGUUGAUGGUGAAAACAAAUAUUUGCAACCGGCCGAAGCUCUUAUUCGUCCAGAGAGAAAUACACUGACAGUUAGUUUCAGUGAUGUUGAAACGUUUAAUCAACAACUUGCUACUUCAAUACAAGAAGAAUAUUACAGGUUAUACCCGUAUCUAUGUCGAGCAGUAAAGAAUUUUGCGCGGGAUCACUACCGGGGAAUCCCCAACAACAAAGAUCUUUACCUUGCGUUGGACGAUGUGUCAACGAGACAAAAGAUUCGCGAAAUGCGAAACAGUCGUAUUGGUUCCCUAAUGCGCAUAAGUGGACAAGUUGUUCGAACACAUCCUGUGCACCCGGAGUUGGUGAGCGGGACGUUUGUGUGUCUUGAUUGCCAGACUGUUAUAAAAGAUGUUGAACAACAAUUCAAGUAUAUGCAGCCGACAAUAUGUCGCAACCCCCAAUGCGGGAACCGAACAAAGUUUUUAUUGGACUCCAAAAAGUCGCGGUUCGUUGAUUUUCAAAAAGUUCGAAUUCAAGAAACGCAAGCAGAACUUCCGAGAGGGUCAAUACCCAGGACAGUUGAGGUUGCAGUUCGAGCUGAAGCUGUAGAAAUGGCACAAGCAGGAGACAGAUGUGAUUUCAUCGGAACUCUUGUAGUCGUGCCUGAUGUUGGACAACUGUGGUCGGCUGGGGCGCGGGCUGAACCCUCGUCUAGGGGGCGUGAGGCAAAUGAAGCAGAAGGUAUCAGAGGAUUAAAAGCACUUGGUGUGAGAGACCUGACAUAUAAACAAGCCUUUCUUGCAUGCCAUAUAACUGCCACAAACCCUACUUUUGGUGGCAAAGAAAUUCGUUCAGACGACCAAACUAUUGAAACAAUUAAAGAUCAAAUGACGGAAACAGAAUGGGAGAAAGUUUACCAAAUGUCUUGUGAUAAAAACUUGUACACAAACCUUUGCAGCAGUCUAUUCCCUACCAUACAUGGCAAUGAUGAGAUAAAACGAGGCAUCUUGCUCCAACUAUUUGGUGGUGUGCCCAAGGUAACAGAGGAAGGGACAACUUUAAGAGGAGAUCUCAAUGUUUGUAUUGUAGGCGAUCCAAGUACAGCUAAAAGUCAAUUCUUAAAACAAGUAGAAGAAUUUUCCCCACGAUCAGUAUACACGAGUGGUAAAGCAUCAAGUGCUGCAGGUCUUACAGCUGCUGUUGUUCGUGAUGAAGAGACAAAUGAAUUUGUUAUUGAAGCGGGAGCUUUAAUGUUGGCUGACAAUGGGGUUUGUUGUAUUGAUGAAUUUGAUAAGAUGGAAUUGAAAGAUCAAGUUGCUAUUCACGAGGCUAUGGAACAACAAACUAUAUCGAUCACCAAAGCUGGCGUAAAGGCCACAUUGAAUGCUCGGACUUCAAUCUUAGCUGCAGCGAAUCCUAUUGGAGGAAGAUAUGACCGUGCUAAGUCACUUCGACAUAAUAUUGCGCUAUCUGCUCCUAUCAUGUCUAGAUUUGAUCUUUUCUUUAUCCUCGUUGAUGAAUGCAAUGAGGUGACGGAUUACGCGAUUGCUCGUCGAAUUAUCGAUUAUCAUUCAAGGUUGGAGGAAUCCAUCAACCGAGUUUAUUCUUUGGAAGAAAUCCAACGAUAUCUCAUCUUUGCUAGAAUGUUCAAACCAACGAUCUCAUCGGAUGCAGAGGAAUACAUGGUGGAUGAAUAUCAGAGGAUGCGGGAGAGAGACAGCUCGGGAGUUGCGAGGUCAUCAUGGAGGAUCACUGUUCGUCAGUUGGAGAGCUUGGUCAGAUUAUCUGAAGCUAUGACGAGACUUCAUUGUUUAGAGGAAGUGUUGCCUAAGCAUGUAAAAGAAGCUGCACGGUUGUUGAAUAAAUCGAUUAUCAGAGUCGAAACGCCGGAUAUUAAUUUUGUUGAGGAAGAUGAGUCUGAUAUGAAAGAGAAUGUUCAACCAACACAACAAGGAACGGAUGGAAACACUGAACCAACACAAGAACCUGCAACGCAGACAACACCAGCGAAGAAAGUGAAACACAUGAGUUUUGAGGAAUAUCGAAAGAUAAGCAACAUGAUUGUCAUCCAUAUGAGACAACAAGAAGAAGAUGAAGAAGCAUCAGAAAACAUGGAGUCUUCUGGAGGGAGCAGAAAAUCCGAGGUUGUGAAUUGGUAUUUGGAACAAAUCGCUGAUGAAUUGGAAACUGAGCAGGAACUUAUGGAGAAAAAGACUUUGGUUGAGAAAGUUCUUCAUAGAUUGAUUCAUAGCGACCACAUUCUUAUUGAGUUGGGAAGCACUGGUUUAAAAGAUGGAGACUCCGAAAGCCAAGAAGAACCAAUACUAGUUGUACAUCCUAAUUAUUUCAUUGAUGACUGAAAUAAUUAGUCAAGAGCUUCUGUUUCUUCUGCCAAAGUUUUGUGAACACCGAAAAUCAUGUUUGGUCAUAACUGCUAAUAUUUGAGCUUUCUAUUGGUCACCACUGCCAAUAUUUAAUAGUUUUUCAUUGGUCAUCACUGCCAAUAUUUGAUAGUUUUUUAUUGGUCAUCACUGCUAAUUUUGGAGUUUUCCAUUGGUCAUCACUGCCAACAUACAAUUAUGCACAUACAAAUAAAUCUGUCUUGUCAUUGUUCCUCUCUUGUUUACGUUUGUAAAUUUGUUGAAUAAAAAUAUUGUAAAACAAAA
Ciona intestinalis (vase tunicate) is the source of this 2813-nucleotide messenger RNA. The record is from RefSeq and is a predicted model, not a curated record. NCBI's taxonomy places the organism in Eukaryota, Metazoa, Chordata, Ascidiacea, Phlebobranchia, Cionidae.